AUGUUCCGACCCGCAUCGCGAGCGCUCCUCCGCGCCCCAGCACCAGCUGUCAAUGUCGCGCGCGGUCCAUCUCGCCGAUUCAUAAGCUCCAGUCCCUCAGGGCCCUCAAAGCCACGGAGCUGGAAGAACACCUUUGUCCGGGUCGGAUUGGCGGCCGGUGCUGUCUACUACUACAACACGAGCAGCGUCUUCGCGGAGACCCCAUCGCUCUCCUUCCGCAACAAGUCCCAGUCUCAAUCCGACAAUGAGAAGCCCCUACCAACGCUCGACUCCGUCAAGCCUAAGAGCCGCGAGGAGAAGAAGGCUCCCGCUUCAACAGACGCCAACGCACAGCCCGAAUCCGAAUCGCCUUUGAAAUCCGCUGAAGAGCUCGAGGCCGAGGCAGACCAGCAGGCUGCGUUUAACCCGGAGACUGGCGAGAUCAACUGGGACUGCCCAUGCCUCGGUGGCAUGGCGUACGGGCCUUGCGGAGAAGAGUUCCGGGCUGCGUUUAGCUGUUUUGUUUACUCGGAGGAGGAGCCUAAGGGGAUUGACUGCAUUGAUAAGUUCAAGGGUAUGCAAGAUUGCUUCCGCGCUCACCCUGACGUCUACGGCGCGGAGCUUGAGGACGACGAGGACGCCAGCGCUGCAAACUCCGAGCAGCCUCUCGCUACGGAGGUCGACGCCGCUGUUCCCCCAGCUGAGAAGCACGAGAAUGCCAAGGAAGCCCGUGACCAGGUGAAGUCCGCUACGGGCGAGGUUGCCGAGUCCGAGGAGAUUGUCCCUAAGGCCUGGCACGAGUCAGAAGCGGAGAAGAAGCCCGAGCAGCAGACGGAGAAAUAA
Aspergillus mulundensis is the source of this 822-nucleotide messenger RNA. Its product is annotated as coiled-coil-helix-coiled-coil-helix domain-containing protein. Lineage: Eukaryota; Fungi; Ascomycota; Eurotiomycetes; Eurotiales; Aspergillaceae. Gene Ontology annotation, molecular function: protein-disulfide reductase activity. The transcript is spliced from 3 exons. Bases 1 to 822 code for a protein of 273 amino acids. Gene Ontology annotation, cellular component: mitochondrial intermembrane space. Gene Ontology annotation, biological process: protein import into mitochondrial intermembrane space. The record is from RefSeq and is a predicted model, not a curated record.